Parasteatoda tepidariorum (common house spider) is the source of this 1638-nucleotide messenger RNA. RefSeq lists its product as uncharacterized. Gene Ontology annotation, molecular function: scavenger receptor activity. The record is from RefSeq and is a predicted model, not a curated record. NCBI's taxonomy places the organism in Eukaryota, Metazoa, Arthropoda, Arachnida, Araneae, Theridiidae.
UCAAUCUUUUUGCCAAUCAGUCUUAAACAAAGUAUCUCUUUGAGUUAGCGUAAUGUUGCGAAUUCUUGCAUUUAAGUCCGGAAAAAACUUUUUAAACAUAAAUUACCCAUAUCAAUUUUUUGGUUUUUACGGUUUAUUUUAUUAACAUUUUAGAAUGCCCAGCUAAUAGGUGGGGAAAAGGCUGCCUCAAGGAAUGUGAAUGUCCAAAUAAUAGUUCAUGUGAUCCAGAAACAGGAGAAUGCUUAUGUUUGCAAGAAGAGCUUGAAUCGAAUUGCUUCAGACUUUCAGUUUGCUCUGAUGGAGUUGAUGGAGUUUGUAAUUUUCAAUAUAAUUGUCCAAACGACGAGGCAUGUAAUAAUACGAAUCCGAACAGCUCAUGUGUAUGCUUAAUAAAUGGAAAUGGAACCAAAGGCACAACUAAUACUUUAAACUUAAAUGAUGGAAACGAGACACAUUUCCCCAUCAUGGUGGUUGCAGCAAUUUUGAUUGCAAUUUUUAUAUUGUGGUCUGUGGUAAUGAUAAUUGGCAUUACUAAUUCAAAGCCAAUUAGAAAUCCAGAUAUUGAAUUUGAUGCAAGCAGCACUGCAACUGUCAUUGAAAAUCAAGCAUUGCCAGAUUUCUUAAGUGAUGAAAGCUGCACUGCAACUAGAAAUGAAAAACAAGUAUUACCUGUAUUCUCAGGGCAACAAUUUGAGAAUCCCAUCUAUGAGGAAUGUGAAGUGCACGCGAUUCCUUCUUCAAAAUCAGCAGCUUUUUUGACUCCGAAUAGAUUAUCUAUGAAAAGUCCCGAAUCUGCUAUUCAACAAAACUGUGCAUCGAAAAAUGAAAAGAAAUUUUCAAAUGAGGAAGAUUUUUUCUCGUUUAAGGGGAGGACAGCCAAAAAGGAAUUUUCGGCAAAUGCUGUUGCUUCGUACUCUUCAUCAAGAGAUAACCAAGAAACAACUGAUGAGAAAAGCGAUAAAGUUUCAUUAUACAGAAUUUCCAUUUAUGAAGAUGCUAGAAAUCUUGAAGAACAUCAUUAUGAAAAUUAAAAUAGAAUUUAAUACAAAAUAAAAUAAAAAACAAACAAAAUGUAAUUAAAAAGGUUUCAUUAGCAUAUUUUAAUUAGUUCUUCUUAAUUAAAAUAUGAUAACGAAAUCUAUUUCAUUAGGUUUCUUUGUUUUUACACAUUUUAAGUGCAAGUUGCGUCAGUUUUCGUCCUUUACAACUUUUAAAGGACAAGAUGGAUCAUAAGUCAGUACGGCGGCUCUUUGCUUUUUGUACAAGAAUGCUAAGCGUUUAGGAUAGCUAGUGGACGGUGUGGGGAAGUUAAUUUGCAUGCUGUUUCCAUAUGACCAUAGCGUAAGCGUUCCCCAUUGGUAGUCGGUGCCGGUGGUUUUUGCCACCGGGUUAACUUCGACGUUUUUUCAUGAUUUUUCGCAAUACAAUUUCCAUAACCGAGAGUUUGACCUACUGUAUGACCCUUGCCUUCAGUGUUAAUUUCAAAAUUUAAUGGCAGCAAAGUCGAAUUUCGAGGCAGCAUAUGAAUCUGUCAUUAAACACCAACCAAUGAUGAAAUGAUGUAAAAUUAUACAAGUUUCCGAUAUAUAUUUGGCAUACAUUCCAGCUGUGAGUGAUGAAAACAUUUGUUUCGACAAU